AUGGGAGGUGGAAGUUCUGUAGCAUAUCCAUUGAAGAAGGAAGCACCAUUAAAUGGUAUUUUUGCUGCUAUGAGAAAAGCUAAUGGUGGUAAAGUCGGAAACGAAGUUAAAGUAAAGGUUUCAUCAAAAUCAGUUCGUUGCUUUGCUGAUCCAAUGGAUGUUGUUGGUCCUUCAAAUGACAACGAGUGGACAUCAGAAAACGAAGAUAACUCAUGGAUUGAAAUUACUUUUGCUACCAAAAAAGUUGAAUUACAUGGCUACACGUUAAAGACAUUUCAAGGAGGCAAGGGAAGUACACACCCAAGAUCAUGGAAAGUUGAAGUUUCUAAUGAUGGCGUUGAUUACCGCCAAGUUGAUCAAGUUACCGAAACUGAUGAAUUAAAUAACUCAAACAAGACAUUUUCAAAAGUUAUCCAACCAACAGGUCAAUUCAGUAUCGUUAGGUUUACAAUGACAGGCAAGAAUUCCUUCGGAUCCAACUGUUUCACACUUGCCAACAUUGAAUUAUUUGGCAACUUAAAAUAA
Trichomonas vaginalis G3 is the source of this 525-nucleotide messenger RNA. RefSeq names its product protein ubiquitination. The transcript has a single exon. The record is from RefSeq and is a predicted model, not a curated record. Lineage: Eukaryota; Parabasalia; Trichomonadida; Trichomonadidae. Bases 1 to 525 code for a protein of 174 amino acids.